Molecule: messenger RNA, 626 nt
Organism: Amborella trichopoda
Lineage: Eukaryota; Viridiplantae; Streptophyta; Magnoliopsida; Amborellales; Amborellaceae
Product: WUSCHEL-related homeobox 5
Biological process (GO): plant organ development
Molecular function (GO): DNA binding; DNA-binding transcription factor activity
Source: RefSeq, a predicted model, not a curated record
AAAUAUGGAAGAGGGUUUGUCAGAGUUUUGUAUUAAGGGGGGUGUAAAAUGUGGGAGAUGGAAUCCUACUACUGAGCAAGUUAGGGUCCUGACUGAUUUGUUCAGAGCAGGGCUUAGGACCCCAACUGCUGAGCAAAUUCAGAGGAUCUCAUCUCAGUUGAGCUUCUAUGGAAAGAUAGAGAGCAAGAAUGUGUUCUAUUGGUUUCAAAAUCACAAGGCUAGAGAGAGACAGAAGAGAAGAAGAGUGAGUGUGGAGAAGCAACAGCCUGUGCACAGAGAGGAGAAGCAACAACUAAUGGCUGCCUUCUUUACAGAGCCAGAUCCAGUUCAGUCGGUACUUUACGAAACAGACAUUCCCAUCAAAACUCUGCAACUAUUUCCCCUAAAAUCAUAUGAGAGAUCAGAAGAAGAAAAGGUGGAAUUACUCUCAUUUGGAGCAAAGGACAUGCCAUUUUCACAAGCUUUCCAUUUCUCUCAUUUCAUCAGUACAAGAGAUCCAUUAGAUCUACGGCUGAGCUCGUGAAAUCAAGACCUCGUUCAAAGAAUUCAGCAAAAAAUCCACAGAAAUUACAGUAAUAGAAGCCAUUGAAAAGGAAACCAAUGUUACCAUACUAAAUUCAUGUAUU